Messenger RNA from Uloborus diversus, 4902 nucleotides. RefSeq names its product cubilin-like. The transcript has 23 exons. The record is from RefSeq and is a predicted model, not a curated record. Lineage: Eukaryota; Metazoa; Arthropoda; Arachnida; Araneae; Uloboridae. The coding region runs from base 1 to 4902 and encodes 1633 amino acids.
AUGGACAGAGACUUCUCUUCCACAUUUGCUAGAAGAAGACAGCCUCAAAGGAAUAUGAAGGUUGGAAGAGGAACAGUCGUGGCAAGGAUGCUCCUCUGGAUGACCGCUGCGAUGCUGGGGGUCGGAGAGGUGAGCCUUUCAAAUGUGGGAUUUCCUAUGUGGGGAAUUUUUGGGGCGUGGUCGGGAGAUUUGAGUUGCGGAGGAACUCGGCAAGAGUCCGAGUUUGUUCUGCGGAGCCCGGGCCACCCCUCCUCUUACCCCACCAAAGGACGCUGCGAAUGGACCGUGGUUCGCCAGGAUCCCAAAGUUUGCGGCCUCGAAUUUCUUUUCCGGGAUUUUGAUCUGGAGACCAGCGAUUACUGCACUUAUGAUUACUUACUGGUGCAAGGGAACAGACUCUGUGGAAAGAUUGCACAGGGGGCAGUGCGGGUCUUUAUGUUUGCCGAAAAUUCGACUUCCGUUGUGUUUGUGAGCGACAAUCAAAAUUCUAGAACUGGGUUUGACAUACGAGUACGUCAAAUCACAACUUGCAGCCCUCAAGCUAAAGGUAAGUUUAUGCAAUGUGGAGGGACCUAUGAAAAGAAAGAUUUCUUUCUGCGUAGUCCCGGAUAUCCGGCUAACUACAGCGACGGGUCCGACUGUACGUACAGGGUCCGUCGGGCCAACGGAAAAGUGUGUGCCCUUAAGGUGACCUUCGCCACAUUUCACCUGGAGGAGAGUGCUAUGUGCAAGAGCGACUACUUUCUCGUGGACGAGAAAAGGUUCUGUGGAAUACUCGAGGAUGCCACUACACAAACGUUCCCUUUCCAAGGCCCCGAAAAACUGUUGAGCUUUCGAUCUGAUUCCAGCGUGUCAGGUCCUGGAUUCUUCGCCCACGUGCAACAAGAAGAAUGUGAACAGAGAUCUAUGGCCAGGUUGGAAGAAGACUGCUCGCAAGAGUUUCGGCAGUCUAGAUUCGAACUGCGGAGUCCGGGCUAUCCGGAAAGGAACUACGCGGACGAUCUCAGCUGUCGCUACACGGUCAUCAAAUCGUCCCCCUCGGUGUGCCAGAUAGUUCUGAACGUAAAAGAAUUUCGGCUGCAGGAGGGAGAAGUGUGCGAGAACGACUAUCUUCAGGUGGCAGAGGAAAGACUAUGUGGCGUUAUACAGGCAGGCAUGACACGAACUUAUCCAUUCGGUAAACAAGACCGUCUGGUGAUCAGAUUCGAUACCGACUCCCGGAGGGCGGACAAGGGCUUCCACCUGACAGUGCAGCAGCGGGAUUGCAGCAACGGCACGAACUCCACUUCGACAGACCGGAAGGCAGCCGGAUCCGUGCCGGAUUGUGACCAGACGCUGAUGGGGGCAGAGGAUCAGAUGAUCCAGAGUCCGGGAUUCCCGGAUCCCUACCCGCCGGACGCGGAUUGUAGGUGGACUGUCCUGAGGACGAGCUCGGAUUUCUGCGAACUUGAGCUCACUAUUCACAGUCUUCACAUUCAAGUUGGAGAGAGUUGCCAGUUUGACUACCUCGAAGUGGAUGGUCAUCGUUUCUGCGGAAGCACCACGGCAGGAAACAAACGUAUCUUCUCCUUCAAGACGGACCAGAUUGUGGUUCACUUCCAUUCAGAUUCUGUGACGAACGACCGUGGAUUCGAGGUGACGCUUCGUCAGAGGGAGUGUCCAACGUCGACCACGCCCUUCCCAAGUCGGUCCUGUGACCAGACAUUCGACAGUACCCAGUUUGUGCUCGUCAGUCCCAACCAUCCCAGAGACUACGACAACGGAGUAGACUGUAGAUACGUAAUCCGCCGCAGCAGUGAAGAAGUCUGCCAGAUCGAGAUGGAAUUUCUGAGAUUCGACGUGGAAUCCAGCAGUGGCUGCGAAUACGACUAUCUGGCCAUCAACGGGGAGAAGCUGUGUGGAAUGAUAGAGAAUUCGACAAGAACUUAUCUGUUCACGGAUUACGAAAAGCAGCUCACUUUUCAUUCCGAUUCCGGUACUGCUCGUCCUGGUUUCAUGAUACACGUAAAGCAGGUCCCGUGCGACACCCCACUCACGACCACGCCCAUAGCUCCGCCCACAAAACCUUGCGGAUCUCGGCUGGAAGGUCCAUCGUUCGAGCUGCAGAGCGACAACUAUCCACGGAACUACGACCCCCACCAGAGAUGUGAAUGGAUAGUGACCAAGGCACACCCUGGUGUGUGUGCCAUGGAACUGACAUUCCUCGCCUUCGACGUGGAGAUGAGCGAGGGAUGUCAAUACGAUUACUUCCUUCUUCAAGAUGAAAGAUUGUGUGGAACCUAUCCAGCCAAUCUCAAAAAAAUCGUUCCAUUUGAGGGUCUGGAGAUGACUUUAGAAUUUCAUUCUGACGGAGCUACAGCGAGACCGGGGUUUCACAUUCGGGCACAACAGAUGAACUGUGCGCCCUCCACUGAUGACGGAGAUUACGGACCUCUUCCUACAGGCUGCGGUCGCACCUUCAACAAUACGAGUGGCACAUUUAGUAGUCCAGCUUUCCCGGAUUCUUAUCCAGACUCCCAGCAUUGUGUGUACCGAUUCGAAGCGCUGCCGGAUUGCUGCAGGAUAUCGUUUCAUUUUUUGGAAUUUGGUCUUCAAGCAGAAGAUGCUCUUUGUGAAAAUGAUUACUUGAAAAUUGAUGGCAUCAAAUACUGUGGACCACAGCUGCUGGGUCAAAAGAGAACGUUAACUUUCUAUGGACAUCCGAGAGAAGUAUCAAUAUACUUCGAAAGUGACGGUUACACAUCUGAUCGGGGGUUUUAUGCCGUCUACAGACAAUUGCCAUGCAGUCCAGUUCUAGGUCGUUCACCGUCCCGCCGAAAAGAAUCCCAAUCAUUCAACUGCGACCGCCUCUACGCUUCCCAGUCGUUCGUGCUGCUGAGCCCCAACCACCCCGAGAACUACCCCUCGGAUGCAGAGUGCAAGUACACCCUACGUCGACUGGGCCCUAAGAUAUGCCGGUUGAGACUCACCUACAAAGACUUCGACGUGGAGAGCAGCGAGGGAUGCGAAUACGACUGGCUGGAAGUGGACGGCACGAAAACGUGUGGCACGCUGCCAGAAGGACAUACCGUGAUGAUAGACUUCAAAGACGUGUACCAAAAAGUCUUCGUAUUUCAUUCUGAUUCGGCAAACGUUCGAAAGGGGUUUUCCAUCAAAGUUGAGCAAGAGGAAUGUGCGCCACCGGAGGUACAGCAGCAACCACCUCCGAAGAUGGAACAACUUCCUCAGAAAGGCGUUUCUUUUCCAGCAGAGCAUCUCGAAAUUCCAUUGUUUUAUCCGCCUCCACCGCUCGAUUACGACCAUCUAGACUACCCAGUUUUCGAAGCCACAGCACUGAGAAGAACAUUACACGUCUCUCCUCCCAUCAACUGCGAUUUAGCGAUACAGCAAGAGAAGUUCGAGUUGACGAGCCCCAACUUUCCGCACCCGUAUCCGACCGGACUGCACUGCCGAUACCUCAUACGAAAGUCAGCGCCGGACGUGUGCUGGGUCAAGCUGACCUUCAAGCGGUUUGACCUGGAGAACAGCGAGCACUGCUUCCUCGACUACCUCAGCGUCGAUAACAAGAAAAUAUGUGGUACUCUUCCUCAAGACGAAAUGCGUGCUUUCCUCUUCAAUUCGGACGAGAUAUCUGUGUAUUUCCGGACAGAUUCCGUCAGUGCUCAUCGUGGUUUCCUUAUUCAAGGAGAACAGCUGAAGUGCAAACCGAAAGAAGAGGAGAAACCGCCUGUAAGCAAUUCAACGUGUGGACAAUCCUUUUCCAGCGAACUGUUCGUUUUGCAAAGUCCGUCCCACCCUGAAAAGUAUCAGUCCAAAUCGGAAUGCCGCUAUGAAAUCCACCGCGCCAACCGAUACGUCUGCGGCCUACAGCUGGUCAUCUUGGCCUUUGACCUGGAAGAGGAGCCCAACUGCAAGAAAGAUUAUUUGCAGCUCGGAGAAGAAAGAUUAUGUGGCAUCAUACCGGCCAGGACAGUCAGAAUGGUGACUUUUACCGAAGAAUCGUUCAUAGUCAAAUUCAGAGCAGAUGGGCAAAAUGAGCGGUCUGGUUUCUCUAUCCUAGUCAGCCAAGUUGAAGACUGUGCAGACACUAAGAAAGCAGCUCAGGGAUAUCAGUGCGGAGGAGAGUAUUCCACACACUCAUUCCUGAUAGAAAGUCCCUCAUUCCCGGAAGACUAUCCUCCUAAUGCGAACUGUGAAUAUUUCGUUCGAAGAGCAUCUCCGGAGUAUUGCAGAAUCGAAUUGCGUGUCUUGACAUUCGAUUUGGAAGAUGACAAAGACAGCGCAAUCAAAGGAGGGCCUCGUUGUAUAGCAGACGGACUCGAGUUGCCUAGGGGAUAUAGACUGUGUGGCCAACUGCCCAAAGAACAUGUUGAAAGUAUUCCAUUUGUAACUGGAGAGAUUCCAAUUAUUUUCUACUCUGAUGCAUCAACACAAAGACCUGGAUUUUCUAUUACAGUUCGACAAAUGGCAGAUUGUGGAUACAAUGACACCGACAAUACUUCGUUGCAAAAUACAUCUCUUUUGGCAGAUACUCCUAGUGGGGACUACGAUGAAUGUGGAGGUACAUACAAGGGGCCAGAAUUUAGCAUGAAAAGUCCAAUGUUUCCUGACGACUAUCCCAAUGAAGCGCACUGUGUGUACACAGUGUACAAAGCAUCACCAGAUGUAUGUGCCAUGGAGCUCAAGUUCGUACACUUUGAUAUAGAAAAAGGACCUGACUGCAGCUUUGACCAAUUAGACAUAGGGCACAAGACUUUGUGUGGACAAUUACCCACUGGUUUUACAAGAGAAAUUCCCUUUGAAGAUGAAGAGAUGAAAUUCACCUUUAAAUCAGACAUGGGAACAUCAAAGAGUGGAUUUGCAAUCAAGGUCAAACAGAAGUCAAGCUGUGGGAAGAGUUGA